GACCUGAAGAGAGUCUGUGGGGGCUCUGCUAUGGAUCAGUGUGAGGACAGAGAGGAGGAAGCCCCCCCCUCUAAAAGCUCUGGGGAACAUGACAGCCAGACCAAAGCUCAGAGCCAAGAGCAAACAACACAUUCUGCUGGACCUGGACCUGGACCUGGACAGGGAUCUGAAGAAGGACUUGGACAUGUAUCUGAACUGGAAACCUGGUCCUGAACCUGGUCCUGAACUUGAACCUGGUCCUGAACCGGAACCUGGUCCUGAACCGGAACCUGGUCCUGAACCUGUGUCCAGUAACCAGCUUACUGCCGGAGACCAGAACCAGGGAGAAAAGAUGGAGACACCUAGAGAAGUCCUAUUAAAAACUUUAGAAGAUUUGGAGGAAAAGGACUUAAAAAAAUUCAAGUGGUGCCUGGAGGGGGAGGUCCUAAAAUUCCCAGGAAUCCCAAAGAGUCGACUACAGAAAGCAGCAGACCGGAUGGACACAGUGGAUCUGAUGCUUCCGUACUACGGCAUACACACCAUUAAAGUGACCAGAGAAGUUUUGAAGAUGAUCCCGAGGAAUGAUCUAGAAGAGGAAUUAUCAAAAUUCCCAUCAGACCCUGAAGAUAUUCUCACUAAGUGCCAAGGUGAACUCAAAUCAAACCUGAAGGAAACAUUUGAAAAUAUCACAUUUAUGGAAAAAUCUGAAUCCCUACAUAAAAUCUACACGGAGAUCUACAUCACCAGGGGACACACCACAGAGGUCAACAAGGAACAUGAGAUCAGACAGAUCGAACAAGCAUCCAGUAAACCAGACAGAUCAGAAACACCCAUCAGACAAGAAGACCUCUUUAAAGGCUCAACUGAAAGAGGUAAACCAAUCAGAGCAGUGAUGACAAAGGGCGUGGCUGGCAUUGGGAAAACAGUCUUAACACAGAAGUUCACUCUGGACUGGGCUGAAGGCAAAGCCCACCAGGACAUCCAGUUCAUAUUUCCAUUCACCUUCAGAGAGCUGAAUGUGGAGAGUGAUGAAAAGUACAACUUGGUGGAACUUGUUCAUCACUUCUUCUCUGAAACCAGAGACGCAGGAAUCUGCAAGUUUGAUCAGUUCCAGGUUCUGUUCAUCUUUGACGGUCUGGAUGAGUGUCGACUUCCUCUGAAAUUCCACAACACUAAGGUCCUGACUGAUGUCACAGAGUCCACCUCAGUGGAUCGGCUGCUGACAAACCUCAUCAGGGGGAAGCUGCUUCCCUCUGCUCGCCUCUGGAUAACCACACGACCUGCAGCAGCCAAUCAGAUCACUGAGUUUGUGGACAUGGUGACAGAGGUCCGAGGGUUCACUGACCCACAGAAGGAGGAGUACUUCAGGAAGAGAUUCAGAGAUCAGGAGCAGGCCGGCACCAUCAUCUCCCACAUCAAGACCUCACGAAGCCUCCACAUCAUGUGCCACAUCCCAGUCUUCUGCUGGAUCUCUGCUUCAGUUCUGGAGGACAUGUUGAAAACUGAGGGAGGAGAGCUGCCCAAGACCCUGACUGAGAUGUACAUCCACUUCCUGGUGGUUCAGUCCAAAGUGAACGUCAAGUAUGAUGAAGGAGCUGAGACGGAUCCACACUGGAGUCCAGAGAGCAGGAAGAAGAUGAUGGAGUCUCUGGGAAAACUGGCUUUUGAGCAGCUGCAGAAAGGCAACCUGAUCUUCUAUGAGUCCGACCUGACAGAGUGUGGCAUCGAUAUCACAGCAGCCUCAGUGUACUCAGGAGUGUUCACACAGGUCUUUAAAGAGGUGAGAGGAACGUACAAGAACACAGUGUUCUGCUUCGUCCAUCUGAGCGUUCAGGAGUUUCUGGCUGCUCUUCAUGUCCAUCUGACCAUCAUCAACUCUGGAGUCAACCUCAUGGCCCCCUGGUGGUCUAAAGCCUUCAGACAAAAACCUAAACAUCUCUACCAGAAUGCUGUGCACAAGGCCUUACAGAGUCCAAACGGACACCUGGACUUGUUCCUCCGCUUCCUCCUGGGUCUUUCAAUGGAGACCAAUCAGACCUUAUUACACGACCUGCUGACACAGGCAGUAAGUGGCUCACAGACCAACCAGAAAACAGUGAAAUACAUCAAGGAAAAGAUAAGAAAGAACCCGUCUCCGGAGAAAAGCAUCAACCUGUUCCACUGUCUGAAUGAACUGAAUGAUCGUUCUCUAGUGGAGGAGAUCCAACAGUCCCUGAGUUCAGGAAGUCUCUCCACAGAGGAUCUGUCUCCUGCUCAGUGGUCAGCUCUGGUCUUCAUCUUAUUGUCAUCAAAAGAAGAUCUGGAUGUGUUUGACCUGAAGAAAUACUCUGCUUCAGAGGAGGCUCUUCUGAGGCUGCUGCCAGUGGUCAAAGCCUUCAGGAAAGCUCUGCUGAGUGGCUGUAACCUGUCAGAGAGAAGCUGUGAAGCUCUGUCCUCAGUCCUCAGCUCCCAGUCCUCUAGUCUGAGAGAUCUGGACCUGAGUAACAACGACCUGCCGGAUUCAGGUGUGAAGCUGCUGUCUGGUGGACUGGAGGGUCAACACUGUACUCUGGAGACUCUCAGGUUAACUGGCUGCAACCUGUCAGAGAGAAGCUGUGAAGCUCUGUCCUCAGUCCUCAGCUCCCAGUCCUCUAGUCUGAGAGAUCUGGACCUGAGUAACAACGACCUGCAGGAUUCAGGAGUGAAGCUGCUGUCUGGUGGACUGGAGGGUCAACACUGUACUCUGGAGACUCUCAGGUUAACUGGCUGCAACCUGUCGGAGAGAAGCUGUGAAGAUCUUUCCUCAGUCCUCAGCUCCCAGUCCUCUCGUCUGAGAGAUCUGGACCUGAGUAACAACGACCUGCAGGAUUCAGGAGUGAAGCUGCUGUCUGCUGGACUGGAGAGUCCACACUGUGAACUGGAGACUCUCAGUCUGUCAGGCUGUCUGGUCACAGAGGAAGGCUGUGUUUCUCUGGCUUCAGCUCUGAGAUCCAACCACUCCCAUCUGAGAGAGCUGGACCUGAGCUACAAUCAUCCAGGAGACUCAGGAGAGAAGCUGCUUUCUGCUGGACUGGAGGAUCCACUCUGGAGACUGGACACUCUCAGGCUGGACCAUGGUGGAGAGCAGUGGUUGAGACCAGGUGUGAGGAAGUAUCCCUGUGAACUCACCCUGGACUCAAACACAGCACACAGAAAACUCAAACUGUCUGAGGACAACAGGACGGUGACACGUGUGAGAGAGGAGGAGCAGCAGCCAUAUCCUGAUCAUCCAGAGAGGUUUGAGCGCUGGCCUCAGCUGAUGUGCAGAGAAGCUCUGACUGGUCGCUGUUACUGGGAGGUCGAGUGGAGAGGAGAGGUUUUUAUAGCAGUGACUUACAGAGGAAUCAGGAGGAAAGGAGGGGGAUGUUGGUUUGGAAAGAAUGAUCAGUCCUGGAGUCUGAUCUGCUCUGAUGAAGCUUACUCUGUCUAUCACAAUAAGAGUGAAACACACAUCUACUCCUCCUCCUACCCCUCCUCCUCUCGUAGAGUAGCAGUGUAUCUGGAUCAUGCUGCUGGCUCUCUCUCCUUCUACAGCGUCUCCUCCUCCUCACUGAUCCUCCUCCACACCUUCAGAGCCAGAUUCACUGAACCUCUCUACGCUGGGUUUCUGGUCUGGUCAGAGGACUCCUCCUUAGUGUGCUCAGUGUCUCUGUGUCCUCUGUAGGAGGAGUCCACUUCCUGUCCUGGGUCAUAUGGUGUUUUAAAUGGAGGCUUCUCAUUGGUUACCUUGUGUCUCACUGAUUGUGUCUGUAAUAAAGUUUUCUUGAAGCAACGUAUUAAAGCUGAUCCUGAAGACUGUAGUGAUCGAUACGUUCAAUAAAGAUUUAGAACAAG
Molecule: messenger RNA, 3831 nt
Organism: Trematomus bernacchii (emerald rockcod)
Lineage: Eukaryota; Metazoa; Chordata; Actinopteri; Perciformes; Nototheniidae
Product: NACHT, LRR and PYD domains-containing protein 12-like
Exons: 11
Coding region: 89-3661 (1190 amino acids)
Molecular function (GO): protein binding
Source: RefSeq, a predicted model, not a curated record